AUGUCGAGGAUUUUUUUGAAGGAUAAGGAUAUUGAAGGAUUUUUAGAAGAAAUGUUUGAUAUUCCUGAUGAUAGUAACUCGGAAGACGACUUAGAAUCGGAAGGAGAACCAGAGUUGAAUUUGGAAACUUUGCAAAAUCUUUUAGAAGAUGAUUCCCAAAGCCAAGAAAAUCAAAAUAUGCCUGAUACGAGUUCGAAUGUCUCUAUUGAGACUUUUCAUAAUUCACAGAGAGAUGAAUCUGAAGCUGAGAUUAGUAUACUUGAAGAGUUAGAAGAAGAUUCAGAUGAAUCUGAACCAGACGAAAAUGGAAAUUGGUGUAAAAGUUUAUGGGUCAGUCGACCUGAACCAGAAGAAUUUGACCGUGUCAAAACAGUGCCUGUGUAUUUAUUGAACAGCAGAGCUCGUCCUUUGGCACACUUUGAGAAAUUUUUCAAUGAAUAUGUGUAUGAUCUUAUUGUUGCACAGACAAAUCUCUACGCUGAACAAAAUAAACUACUGCAUUGGGAGCCGGUUACUAAACCCGAAAUUAAAGCAUUUCUUGGCAUUUUGAUUACCAUUGGGUAUAUUAUUUUACCUCACAUAAAUUUAUAUUGGUCUAGUGAUCCAGGGUUUAGAAUCGAUGAAGUGGCCAAUGUCGUGCCAAUAAAACGAUUCAAAAAAAUACUGCAAGUGCUACAUCUGAAUGACAAUUCCCUAGAACCUAAAAAAAGGAACCGCAGGCCAUGA
This is a messenger RNA of Parnassius apollo (apollo), 726 nucleotides long. The record is from the annotation of a GenBank genome assembly. Lineage: Eukaryota; Metazoa; Arthropoda; Insecta; Lepidoptera; Papilionidae.